Vombatus ursinus (common wombat) is the source of this 705-nucleotide messenger RNA. Its product is annotated as cAMP-specific 3',5'-cyclic phosphodiesterase 4A-like. The annotation marks the transcript as partial. The record is from RefSeq and is a predicted model, not a curated record. NCBI's taxonomy places the organism in Eukaryota, Metazoa, Chordata, Mammalia, Diprotodontia, Vombatidae. The transcript has 6 exons.
AUGGCCCGGGGGCCCAACCUGGGCCGGAUCCCGAAGCUGCUGCUGUCAGGCCCGGUACUCAGGCGGGAGUCCGAGACAGAGGACGAAGCUUUCCUGCCGGAGUCAUCCCCGGGCGGGCCCCCGCGCCUUCGGCCCACGCCGCCCCACUCGCCUGUCUUUUUCUUCACUAAUUCCCCGACCUUCCGAAAGCGGCUGCUGCCCAGUCGCAGGCUCCGGGACUCUCACCGCCAGGCCCGGGUGCGCUUUGAGGUGGAGAAUGGGCCUUCCCCAUCCCCAGGACGCAGCCCCUCGGACUCGCAGGCGAGCCCGGGGCUGGUGCUGCCCCCCAGCGCCCCCCAGAGCCAGCGCCGUGAGUCUUUCCUGUACCGCUCAGACAGCGACUAUGACAUGUCACCCAAGGCCAUGUCCCGAAACUCUUCCAUUGCCAGUGAAGUACAUGAAGACUUGAUUGUGACACCCUUCGCCCAGGUGCUGGCAAGUCUAAGAAGUGUCCGAAGCAAUUUUUCCCUUCUGGCCAAUGUACCAGCCGCUGUUGGCAACAAGAAGUCCCCAAUGGGCAAUCAGCCAGCAGUAUGCAAGGCCACACUCUCAGAGGAGACAUAUCAACAGCUGGCCCGGGAGACCCUGGAGGAGUUGGACUGGUGCCUGGAACAGUUAGAGACAAUGCAGACAUACCGGUCAGUGAGCGAGAUGGCCUCCCACAAG